Messenger RNA from Caenorhabditis elegans, 2075 nucleotides. RefSeq names its product Carboxylesterase type B domain-containing protein (gene cest-9.1). Lineage: Eukaryota; Metazoa; Nematoda; Chromadorea; Rhabditida; Rhabditidae. The record is from RefSeq and is marked reviewed. The transcript has 11 exons. The coding region runs from base 52 to 1896 and encodes 614 amino acids.
GCAAACCCCAAUAAGUUUAUCAUUUAGUUGUUGACAUUUUUGUCGAGGACAAUGUUUAUACAUUUGUUUUUAUUGAUUUUGUUUAUUCCUCAAUUUCAAAGUUUGAAAGUUAUCCAAACUAGUUAUGGAAAAUUACGUGGAAUUACUGUAUGGUCCAAUGACAAAAAUCAUCGAUAUAUGUUUAAAAGUGUUCCAUUCGCAAAGCCGCCAGUAGGUAAUUUGAGGUUUGCGAAGCCUCAGAAUCCGGAAUCGUGGAGCGGUAUUCUGGAUGCAUCGAAAUAUAGUCCAGCAUGCAUGAGCAAUUCUUCUUCAACCAGCACACCGCAAAAACACUACAGCGAAGAUUGCCUCUACAUAAAUAUUUUCACCAGUGAAAAAUGUUUGAAUUCCAAGUGUCCUGUAAUCGUGUACUUUCAUGGUGGUGCAUACAAUUUAGACUCAGCAAUAAUGUUCAAUGAUACAUUUAUUUUGGAUAGAUAUGCUGCGGAAGACGUGGUUUUCGUAAUUCCAGCCGUUCGGUUAGGAGUGUUUGGACAGUUGUAUUUUGGUCCGAGUGACCUUCUUUCUGAGAAUUUAUUCCUGUAUGACGCUGUUCAAGCAUUAAGUUUUGUUCACAGUGAGAUAAACUAUUUUGGCGGCGAUUCGAAACGUGUAACUGCAAUGGGACACUCAUCUGGCGGCACUAUUGUGGAUGCAUUGGGAUUUUCAAAACUCAUCGAUCCAGGUGUCAAACUAUUUCAACAGAUGAUAGUGUUGAGUGCUACAGGAAUGUUUGGAUUUUAUGACAUGGUGGUUGAUAAUUCGUUCGCCAUUGUUGAGAAGUUUGGGUGUUACAAUGGAACAAAGGACGACCGCCCAAAUGCAAAUAUUGCAGAAAUGCUGGAUUGCAUGAGACAAAUUGAUGGACGCGAAAUGUUACUUAUGCAGCGGCAUAUGGAAGAAGUGGAUGAUCGAGAUUUUAGAAGCGUUCUGAGAGGUGCCCCAUUUUUGGAGUCGAAUGGGAAAAUUGCAGACCUCAAAAAAUCCCCGCCGUCACGAAACCUACUAUAUGGAACGACAGAGCAUGAAUUUCGCAAUGUUGACCACAUGAAUCCCUACAUUUCUGGAAUCUUUUUAGAUUUUGACAACCCAGUUGCAGUUGCGAGAUACUACGACGAACAGCUCAUGGCAAAUUUGGAAACUAUGAUAAAUGGAGAUGCAGCUGCAAUUUUCAUAUGUGCUUCAACAUUUUCGACUGCAAUGGCAAAUACUGGAGCUGAUGUGUAUCUUUUUGAAACCCGACAAAAACCGUAUAGUUUCCAUGUAUCUGAUAUGCAAUAUUUUGUUGGGAUUCAUCGAGAAAUUUAUCAUAGACCUGACAUGGAUAUUUUGGAUACUUUUUAUUCUAAACUGCUCGUGAAUUUUACAAAAAUGGGAGUGCCAUCUCCAGAAUGGGCACCACUUGACCCCGAAAGAAUGAACUAUCUAGAGCUAAAGGUAGAUUCUGACAUGAAAGAAGGACCAGUUAUGCUUGAAGGUUUUCACGAAAAAGAAAUGGAACUGUGGUUUGGAGAAAUGAUGGAAUUUGACAGAAAUGUUACAAAAAUAAGACAAUCACAAGGUUUGCCUCCGGAACAUCUUGACAUAGAGACGCAACUUAAGUACUGGGAAACGACUAAUAAACCUGAAAUCCUUACAAAAACUACUAAGGGAUUUACAUCAAUCCAUCAGGAUAACAAUAGUAACACCGUAACUACUACAGCUUCAGCACAAUCUUCAUUACUAAAAAAUGGCUCUUCAAUUUUGAAACAAUGGUGGUUUUAUUUAAUUAUAUUUUUGAUGAUAUUAUUAGUUGUGUUGAUUGUUAUUUGUCUCCGAAAACCAAAGAGAGAAGAGGAACUUCCUUUAUUGAGUUAGAUAACGGUUUGAACAUUGAAAUAAAGUUUUUGUGUCUAGACGAAUAGAGUCAAUCGAUUAAAACACAGCUUUUACCAAACCCAGACAAAUCAGACAAAUAAAACUUAUCAAUGCGCACAUUUUUAUCAACUCAUCUUCAACUUGUCAGUGCUAUUCAGUUUAAAAAAAUGAAAAUAUUU